GUUGAACUCAACUCCUCCCCUUUUAUUAUACCUUCCCAUACAGCAUUGCGGUGAAUUAUGGACCAAAGUGACAAUGACCUGCAAGGUACGGACGGCUCGGGGAGUCUUGGGGGCCCUGAUGUCCGCAGACGCAUCCCCAUCAAACUCAUCUCCAAACCAACCAUCAGGAGCAAACCUGCUCCCCGGACACAAAGACCCAUGGGCAGGCAGCCCUCCAAACCCCAGGCUGGGGAUGAAGAGAGUUUUAGCUUCAAGCAAGAGGAGAGGUUCGACUGUGGUACCAAGGCUGGGGAUGUGUUUGCAAGUCAACGGAGGUUCCCCCAGCAAAUGUUUUGGGACUUUAAGUUGAAUUUGAUAGGUGAAAAGGAUGACAUUCCAGCACACUUUUGUGACAAGUGUGGUCUGCCCAUAAGGAUCUAUGGACGCAUGAUUCCAUGCAAGCAUGUGUUCUGUUAUGAGUGUGCUUUGCUCCACGAGAAGAAGGGAGACAAGAUGUGCCCAGGUAUGCAGCUCUUCAGCUGCACAGACCCGGUCCAGCGCAUCGAACAGUGUCUGCGGGGCUCCCUCUACAUGUGCAGCAUCGUGCAAGGCUGCAAGCGCACCUACCUUUCCCAGCGUGACCUGCAGGCCCACAUCAACCACCGCCACAUGAGGGCAGCCAAGGCCUUGGCAAGCCGCCAGGARGCCCUGCACCUUCCCCCAUCCACAGAGGUGCCUGACCGCUUCCGUGUGCCCCCGCCUCACCUGCCCAAGACCCAAGGGCAUCUCCCGCCCUCCCUCCAACACGGGGGUCAUGACCCCUACGGUCAGCCACCACCGGCUUCCCAUGAUGCACCUCCUCUUUCCCAGGAGACCUUCCGCAUCGCCACGGUAACUACACGCGCACGCAGCAACCUCAUCACCGUGCCAAUCCAGGAUGACUCCGGUUCUUCCUCCACCUCUUCCUCCCGUGACCCUCUCCCUCCUGGCCCGGGCCCUGCUCCACCCCCACACCACCACCCUGGGGACUACCCUGGUCAGCCUGUAGUGUCCCACCCACACCACAUGAUGGCACCACCGCAACAGCACUACGGCCCUCCACCUCCUCCCCCUCCACCCAUCAACCACCCCAUGCAGCACCCACCCCAGGGCUCUGGGACACCCCACAUGGUGUACAACCAGGCCGGCCCUCCCCCGCCUAUGUCCAACGCACCCCCUCCCAUUACACCCCCGCCAGGACACAUCAUGGGUCAGAUGCCRCCCUACAUGAACCACCCUCCUCCAGGCCCCCCACCUCAACACGGUGGUCCUCCAGUCAACGCCCCCCCUCCCCACCACUACAACCCUAACCCCAUGCAGCAGUUCCCUGAGGACCAGGGCACACUUAGUCCCCCUUUUAACCAGCAAGGGGGUCUGAGCCCUGGGAUGUGGCCUGCCCCUAGAGGGCCUCCUCCUCCAAGGAUGCAGGGCCCCCCUCCUCAGGGCCAGAUGCCUGGACCCCAUCACCCCGAUCAGUCCCGCUACCGCCCUUAUUAUCAGUAAACUCUCAACACCCCACAAAGUCAGGGGCAUUGUUUGACUUGUCCCUAUUCCUCUUCACUGGUUUGAAUAAUGUGAACAUGAGUCUCUGGGUUCUGUAUGACUGUCAUUUCUACGGAAACACUUAAAAGAGACUAGUCUAUGGAGAAUGUAUGUAUGUAGCUGUUCACUUUUAUUGAUAUGAACCUUUUGGGCUGUCAAAUGAGCAAUGAUACAUUUGAAUCGCUCCUGUAUUGGUCUCUAAUGGACAUUGUAUCUUGAACAUUUUUGGUUUGAUGACGUCUCAAUAAAUAUUUUCUAACCAAGUUAAA
Salvelinus sp. IW2-2015 is the source of this 1829-nucleotide messenger RNA. RefSeq names its product E3 ubiquitin-protein ligase Hakai. NCBI's taxonomy places the organism in Eukaryota, Metazoa, Chordata, Actinopteri, Salmoniformes, Salmonidae. Gene Ontology annotation, biological process: protein ubiquitination; regulation of cell adhesion. Gene Ontology annotation, molecular function: ubiquitin protein ligase activity. The record is from RefSeq and is a predicted model, not a curated record. The transcript is spliced from 6 exons. Bases 58 to 1521 code for a protein of 487 amino acids.